AUGGGUCACUCCGUCGGCAUCGAGACACUGCUCCUCCUCCUACUACUACUAGUCUCAUGCUUUGCCGGUGCGGUGCUUGGCCGGAAGGCCGGCGCCAUUGCCGAUCAGGAGCCCGAGAAUGCGGCGGCGGUGCCAGGGAAGUAUGCUGUGAUCUUCGACGCCGGCAGCACGGGAACACGCGUCCACGUCUUCAGGUUCGACAAGAAGAUGGAGCUCGUCGAGAUCGGGGAUGACAUCGAGGUCUUUGCCAAGACAGAACCAGGAUUGAGUUCAUAUGCCGGACGGCCCAAGGAGGCUGCCAACUCCAUGCUACCACUUCUUGAGAAGGCCAACGGCAUUGUGCCUCGGUCGCUCAUGAAGAAAACACCCGUUAAACUUGGGGCGACGGCUGGACUCAGACUUAUUGGAGAUGAUAAAGCAGAGCAAAUUCUUGAAGCGGUCAGGGAUGUUGUCCACACCAAGAGCAAAUUUCAGUACAAGCCUAGUUGGGUGAAUGUUCUCGAGGGAUCUCAAGAGGGAACUUACUUAUGGGUUGCCGUUAAUUAUCUGUUGGAUAAUCUGGGAGGAGACUACACGAAGACGGUAGGUGUGAUUGACCUUGGAGGUGGGUCUGUUCAAAUGGCAUAUGCCAUUUCUCCAGAUGCUGCUGCCACCGCUCCUGUAGUGUCUGGUGGGAAGGAUCCGUACGUUACGAAAGAGUAUCUCAAAGGAAGAGAUUACAACAUCUAUGCUCACAGCUACCUGCACUACGGUGCUCAGGCUUCUCGAGUAGAGAUCUUCAAGGAAAAGAAUGGACCAUUCAGCUAUUGUAUGAUGGCUGGAUUCAAUGGUAACUACACCUACAACGGUGAGCAGUUCGACGUCACAGCCUCACCGGAAGGAGCAGCAUACGACAAGUGCAGAGAGGAGGUCACCAAGGCACUGAACCUGAGCGCACCCUGUGCAACCAAGAACUGCACCUUCAACGGCGCGUGGAACGGCGGCAGCGGAGCCGGCCAGGACCAACUCUACGUCACCUCCAGCUUCUACUACAUGGCAGCAGACGUGGGCUUCAUCGACGACGAGGCUACCAGCGGAAAGACUACCCCUGCUGCGUUCAAGGCCGCCGCCGAGAAGAUAUGCCCAAUGAGCUUCGAGGAAGCCAAGGCCGCGUACCCAAAGUUCAGAGCCAGUGACGCGCCCUACAUCUGCAUGGACCUCAUCUACCAGUACUCCUUGCUCGUGGAUGGAUUCGGUUUGGAGCCAACGAAGGAGAUCACAGUGGUGGAGAAGGUGAAGCACGGGGAGUACUUCAUGGAAGCCGCGUGGCCUCUCGGAGAAGCUAUAGAGGCCGUCUCGCCCAGAAAGCGGCGCCAAGACUCUGGAUCUAUACAUUAG
Messenger RNA from Lolium rigidum, 1377 nucleotides. RefSeq names its product probable apyrase 3. Bases 1 to 1377 code for a protein of 458 amino acids. NCBI's taxonomy places the organism in Eukaryota, Viridiplantae, Streptophyta, Magnoliopsida, Poales, Poaceae. The transcript has 9 exons. Gene Ontology annotation, molecular function: nucleoside diphosphate phosphatase activity. Gene Ontology annotation, cellular component: membrane. Gene Ontology annotation, biological process: nucleoside diphosphate catabolic process. The record is from RefSeq and is a predicted model, not a curated record.